GCUUAAGGACUACUCUUGCUUCUAUGGAGGCAAAAGUGGCCGCUCCUGCUUCUCCUUUCUAUGGUUGACCGGAAUUGCCGUGCAUCUAUGGUUUGCAGCGCGGUGCAGUCUGGGAUGGUGGAAGAGUAAUGGCGCUGUCGGCCUAGCUGGACUGUGAGGGAGGCUGUAACUUCCAUGUGCUGUGCAUUUGGGUCCCACAGUACUGAAGAUGACUACUGCAGCCAGACCGACGUUUGAGCCUGCGAGAGGAGGGAGAGGAAAAGGAGAAGGCGACUUAAGUCAGCUGUCUAAACAAUAUUCCAGCAGAGAUCUUCCUUCUCAUACUAAGAUCAAAUACAGGCAAACCACCCAGGAUGCCCCUGAGGAGGUGCGCAACCGGGACUUCCGGAGGGAGCUGGAGGAGAGGGAGCGAGUCGUUGCCAGAGAGAAGAACAGGGACAGGCCAGCGCGAGAACACACAACUUCCUCCUCAGUGUCUAAGAAACCUCGAUUAGAUCAGAUUCCUGCUGCUAACCUGGAUGCAGAUGAUCCAUUAACAGACGAGGAAGACGAGGAUGAGGACUACGAAGAAGAGAGUGACGACGACACAGCAGCUCUGUUAGCCGAGCUUGAAAAGAUAAAGAAGGAGCGGGCCGAAGAACAAGCCCGAAAGGAGCUAGAGCAGAAAGCCGAAGAGGAGAGGAUACGGAUGGAGAACAUCCUGAGUGGCAACCCGCUGCUGAAUCUCACUGGUCCGGUCCAGCCACAGGCCACCUUCAAAGUGAAGAGGAGGUGGGACGAUGAUGUGGUUUUUAAGAAUUGCGCCAAGGGUGUCGACGAAACGAAAAAAGACAAAAGAUUUGUCAACGACACGCUGCGGUCAGAAUUCCACAAAAAGUUCAUGGAAAAAUACAUCAAAUAGUACACAUUUUGUUUGGUAUUUUUUAAGAGUGCUCUGUGUGUGUCGAUGCGCUGGACAGAGCAAGCCUCUUCCCCACCUGAAAAAUCUCACAAUUUAAAACUGAGAACCUGCAGGGUAGAUUGGUCUUUCCCAAGUUCAUCGUCACUGUUUUAACUUCACUCAGCAUCUGGAAUAUCCGCUGGUGGUUCUUGUGUUCCAGCUAGGCUGGCUGCCUUCCCAGAAAUGAAUGUUUGUUUGUUGGUAUGGAUUUACUUUUUAACAGCUUUUCUGUAAAUGCUUUGAAAUUUGUUUGCAAUAAAUCCUUUGUCCGAA
Heteronotia binoei (common prickly gecko) is the source of this 1213-nucleotide messenger RNA. RefSeq names its product CWC15 spliceosome associated protein homolog (gene CWC15). Gene Ontology annotation, cellular component: catalytic step 2 spliceosome. The transcript is spliced from 7 exons. Gene Ontology annotation, biological process: mRNA cis splicing, via spliceosome. The record is from RefSeq and is a predicted model, not a curated record. Bases 209 to 901 code for a protein of 230 amino acids. Gene Ontology annotation, molecular function: RNA binding. Lineage: Eukaryota; Metazoa; Chordata; Lepidosauria; Squamata; Gekkonidae.